Molecule: messenger RNA, 2265 nt
Organism: Pipistrellus nathusii (Nathusius's pipistrelle)
Lineage: Eukaryota; Metazoa; Chordata; Mammalia; Chiroptera; Vespertilionidae
Source: the annotation of a GenBank genome assembly
AUGCUGGGCAAGGGCGUCGGCGGCGGGGGCGGCGGCUCCCGGGCGCCCAAGCCCUCCUUCGUGUCGUACGUGCGCCCCGAGGAAAUUCACACAAACGAAAAGGAAACAGCAGAGAAGGAAGUCACGCUUCACUUGUUGCCAGGGGAGCAGCUGCUCUGCGAGGCCAGCACGGUGCUCAAGUGCGUCCAGGAGGGCUCCUGCCAGCGGGGCGUCUGCGGGAAGCUGGUCUGCACGGACUUCAAGAUCGCCUUCCUGGGCGACGACGAGCCUGCGCUGGAGAGCGAUGAAACCCAGUUUAAGAAUAAGGUCGUAGGAGAAAAUGACAUCACUCUGCACUGUGUGGAUCAGAUUUAUGGAGUGUUUGAUGAGAAAAAGAAAACCCUCUUUGGACAACUGAAGAAAUACCCCGAGAAGCUCAUCAUCCACUGCAAAGACCUGCGGGUAUUCCACUUCUGUCUGAGGUACACAAAGGAAGAGGAAGCCAAAAGGAUUGUCAGUGGCAUCAUCCAUCACACCCAGUCUCCUAAGCGGCUGAAGCGAUUGUUCCUCUUCUCCUAUGCAGCCGCUGCGCACAACAACACACCCGCCAGUCCCCAGAAGCACACCGUGAUGUUUGACACGCUGGAGGACUGGCGUGGGGAGCUGGAGCGGACCAGAGGCAACAUGAAGUACAAAGCAGUGAGCGUCAACGAAGGCUACAGAGUCUGCGAGAGGCUGCCCGCCUACUUCGUCGUCCCCGCGCCGCUGCCCGAAGACAGUGUGUCGCGCUUCCAGGGCCACGGCGUCCCGAUCUGGUGCUGGUCCUACCACAAUGGGUGCGCCCUUCUGAAAAUGUCCGCGCUGCCCAAGGAGCAGGACGAGGCCGUUCUGCAGACCCACAGGAGCUUCCUGGACGGAGUUUACAGGGUCAUCCACAGGCCACCCUAUGAGAUGGUCAGAACUGAAGACCUGUCAAGCAACUUCCUGUCCCUGCCGGACAUCCAGACCGCGUACUCCAAGUUCAAGCAGCUGUUUCUGAUAGAUAACAGCGCCGAGUUCUGGGACACGGACAUCAAGUGGUUUUCCUUGUUGGAAAGCAGCAGCUGGCUCGACAUAAUCAGACGCUGCCUGAAGAAGGCGAUCGAGGUCGCAGAGUGCCUGGACGUGCAGAGCACCAAUGUCCUCCUUGUAGAGGAGAACGCUUCCGACCUCUGCUGCCUCGUCUCCUCGCUGGUGCAGGUGAUGAUGGACCCGCACUGCAGGACCAGGGCCGGCUUCCAGAGCCUCGUGCAGAAGGAGUGGGUCGCCGGCGGCCACUGCUUCCUGGAUCGCUGCAACCACCUGCGGCAGAGCGACAAGGAGGAGGUCCCCGUGUUCCUGCUCUUCCUGGACUGCGUCUGGCAGCUGGUGCGCCAGCACCCCCCGGCGUUCGAGUUCACGGAGACGUACCUGACCGUCCUGUCCGACAGCCUGUACAUCCCCAUCUUCAGCACCUUCUUCUUCAACUCGCCCCACCAGAAGGAGACCAGCAUGGGCAGGGAAGACCUGUAUGUGCCCAGUGCGCCUCUGCACCUGCUCACCGUGUGGGACUGGUCCGUACAGUUUGAACCCGAAGCCCAGACCUUGCUCCAGAACCCUCUGUACGUGGAAAAGCCCAAACUGGACAAAAGCCAGCGGAAAGGCACGCAUCUCAAACACCAGCGACAGCUUUCUCUGCCGCUCACCCAGUCCAAGUCAUCGCCCAAAAGAGGGUUUUUCAGGGAAGAAACGGACCAUUUAAUUAAAAACCUUCUGGGCAAGAGAAUCAGCAAACUGAUCAACUACUCGGAUGAGCUGCAGGACAACUUCCGAGAGUUCUACGACAGCUGGCACAGCAGGGCCCCCGACUACCACGGCCUGCUGCUGCCGCACGUCGAGGGCCCCGAGGUGCGCGUCUGGGCGCAGCGCUACCUGCGCUGGAUCCCCGAGGCCCAGAUCCCGGGCGGGGGCGCGGGCGCCCUGGCCAGCAGCCUCCUGGGGGUGAUGGAGGAGGUGCGGCGCCUGCAGGAGAGGCUGGGCGAGCGGCCCCAGCAGCUGCCGGGGGCGGGGGCGGAGGUGGAGGUGGAGGCAGGGGCGGGGCCGCCGGGCCUGCCGCGGAGCGCCCGCCUGUCCUCGCUGUUCCCCUUCGCCCUGCUGCAGCGGCCCUCCGCCAAGCCCCUGCUGCCCACCAGCGGCUGGAAGGCCCUGGGCGGCGAGGAUGACCUGGCCACACGCGAGGACGAGUUUGUGGACCUGGGGGAGGUGUGA